This is a messenger RNA of Cinara cedri, 6704 nucleotides long. The record is from the annotation of a GenBank genome assembly. NCBI's taxonomy places the organism in Eukaryota, Metazoa, Arthropoda, Insecta, Hemiptera, Aphididae.
CAUAAAAAUAGAGAUAAUACAUCAUUGGUUUAGCAUGAGUAUUAAGUAAAUUAUGGUAAUGGUAUUUUCUUAAUUUAUGGUAUUGAGUAUAUUCUAGUCUAUAAUCUAUUGUAUGAACGCAUGACGAGUAACUAAUUUGAAAUUGUUCCAUAUUUUUAUUUAAACCAAAAAAAAAAAAUAAUCCUAUAAUGGCCGAUGAAGAGUUUGAACAUGACGAGUGAGUAUUUAAGUUUAAUAUUGAAUUAUGUUUUACAAGAAGUUGAACAUUUGAGUUAAAGUCUAGCUCUUGAAAUUAAAAUUUAAAAAAAAUUCAAAUUAUGGAAAAACAACAAUUGCAUAUUUUUUCAGUGCGCCCAGUCUGAUUUAUAUCCCGUGAUUAAAUUUUCGAUUUUCCCAUUUACUGCUGAGAUACGACAGGUUUAGAGGUUGCACGUUUGCAAACUUGCAAAAAUUGCAUUAUUCACAGUAGCUGUUAGGUUCUGGGGGCCAAAACUAAACUUAAAAAUAUUGGAAAAUGCUAUAGGGGUUUUCUACUAGUUUAAUGACCAAAUAUAACACCGAACAGUCAGAGUUUUAAAAUUUAAAUUUUUUUAACUUUUUCAGACAUUUUUUGGGUAGGUAACGAAUGAUUGUUAAAAUUUAAUUUUUACAGGAAAUUGGAAAAUCUAAAUUCUGAUUACAGAAUGUUGAUAAAGUGAGAAAGGGCUAAAAAUAUGAGGUUGAUUUUUCUACACUGACCACAGACUUUCAAAAUCAACAUUUUUUAAGAAUGCAACUCGCACUUCUAAACAGAUCAUAUCUGCAGGAAAUGGGGAAAUCAAUAAUUGAAUCAUGAAACAUUGGUAAGACGGGACACGAAUACUAUUUGUAUUUAGCGUUUUUCGAUAUUUCGACUUUCUACCCUAAAAGCCAGUUUUCAACCGGUUAAAUUAACUAUAAAUAUAUCAAAGGUAACAACAAAAUGUAUAAGACAUAUAUAUGUAUAACAAUAUAUAUUUAUUUAUCACCCGAUUUAUCUUAAUAGUUAAUUCAAAUUAAAUGUAUAAAUUCUGCCGAAAUUAAUUCAAAAUUACUAUUAAUGCAUCCGUAUUAUAUUUAUGUACAUAAAAAAUAAAUUUAUACAUACUUAAUACAAAAUUAUUAAGUAAGUAUACUCGCAAAUCAGUGGUUGUAGAUUUUUUUUUUUCAUUCUUCCUAAUUUAGAUACCUUAAAACUCAAAUAAUCUUUUUUAUUGUUAUUACCUUUAUUAUAAUAUAAUUAUUAUUUAUAUAUUUUUAAUCCAAAUCUAUUAUUCAUUUUUAGUGGAGGUGCUGACGAUUUCGAUGAGGUUGAAGAUGAUGCAGAUUUAGAUGAAUUAGAUCAGGCCGAAGUAAUAUAUACCUAAUUAUUUAUUUGACAUUUAACAGUUACAUACAAUUUAGCAUAAAACCUUGAAAUUUAUUGUAUUAUAUUGUUAUAAUGCAGGGGUGGCAAACCUAUUUUGAGUCAAGUGCCAAAUUUUUCCAAUUAAGGGUUUUAGAAUUUUUCACGUGCCCAAACAAAAACAAAUUAUUUUCUAAGAAUUGAUAGGAAAAAUAAAUUUACUGAUAUAUUAUAAAUAUUAAGUAUUUUAUUAAGUUUGCAUUUGUUUUUAUUUUAUUAAUUAUGUAUUAUAAAAUAUCUUUAAAUUAGGUGUUAACAAUUAUAUUGUAUGUAUUAAAAAUGAUAAUUAUAUUUCAGUGUGAUUUUUGUUGCUGUUUCUUAGAAGAUAAAGUUUUGAUGUCAGGAGUGUAAUUUGUAAUUUUUGAUGAAACACAAGCAGCACUCGUUUUAUCGGUUAAACCAUUUCUUUCUUUCAAUUUAAGUGAAUUCAUUAUGGAGAAAAAACUUUUACAUGUGUAUGACAAAAAAAUUGAAAGCAUGGAAUGAGCUACUUUUUUCAGUGUAUAAAUUGUAUCUAAAAGCGAAUUCCAGGCUUUCAAAAUUGUAUUGUCUGCAUUUUUCACCCAGUUUGCUUGGUUAAAUUUUAUUUAUUCCAUUAGUUGUCUUGCGUCAAUAAUUUUUUGUUUCGAAGUGACAAGAUAAUAUAAUUAUAAUAAUAAAAGAGCUGAUACUGAAGAUGGGAGCAACCACUAUUUUAGAUGAGAAGUUGGGAAGGUAGGAUACAUAUAAGGUUAUUUCAUUUUUAUCUGUAAUCAAUAAUAAACCAUUGCUUGACAAAAGACGAAAAAACGUGCCCACAGACUAGAAGAAGAAAAAAAAUAAACAUCUUAGUAAAACCAAUAGCUCCCUUGCUAUGUUUGGAAUCUAAAAUAAUAAAUAGUAAACAUUUUAUUUAUGUCCAUAAGAAUAUUAUCAAUAUUAAAACCUAUACAAUUUAUUUCUUCGAAUUACUUAUAACUAACAAAAAUAAAAAUAAAUUGUUUUUUCUUGCGUGCCACUUUUGGCAUGCGUGCCAUAGGUUCGUCAUCCCUGUUAUAGUGUGACCAUAAUAUAUUGCUGAUCUAACCUAUCCUUGCCGAUACAAAAUUUUUUUUGUCGUUUAAACUAAAUUACUUUUUUUUUUAAUAUAAAUUUAUAUUAGAUUUCACACCAAAAUGUAUUUAUUUAUUAUAUUUACAUUACUACAUUUUAACUUUUGGUAAAUAAUAAUAAACUUACUAUUAGGGAUGGGUUCUCAAACUCAAAAACAUUUGAACUUUGGUUGAAGUUUGAAGUUCAUUAAAGUUGUAGUUACUACCUAUGGUCAUCUUAAGAUCUUUAUUCAAUGAAUAUUUGAUUUAAUUUUUUUUUUUUUUUCAACCUAUAUUAGGUUAGGUUACCACUUAUCAUUAGGUACAACGUUUUUAACUUCGCUCUCCACUUAUCAUGAUCUUCAGCAAGUCUUUUUAAUCCAGCGUAUGUAUCAAACCCUACGUCAUUUUUCAGUUGAGAUAUGUACGAGUUUCUUGGUCUUCAAUUGCACCUAUUAUGGUAUGAUGCAAUUCUUCGUCAUGACGUAAAACAUGUCCCAUCAUGUCCCAUCGUCGUCGCUUUAUAGCUUUAAUUAAGGAUCUUGUUUCUCCAACUUGCGUCAAUACAUCUUCAUUUGUUACUCUUUCUGUCCAGUUUAUUUUUUUCAUUCGUCUCCAACACCACAUUUCAAAUGCUUCCAGGGAUCUUUUUUCCUUUUCAUUAAUAACCCAUGUCUCGCAGCUGUAUAAGGCGACACUCCAUACAAACGUUUUUAAAAAAGUCUUUUUUAUUGCUCUGCUAAUUUUUUUCGAAACCAAAAUUUUCUGUUUCUUGAUAAAAGUUGUUUUUGCUUGCCCGAUUCUUUGUUUAAUUUCCUGUGAACUUCUUCCGUCUGAUGUUAUUAGACUUCCCAAGUAUUUAAAACUAGAAACUUGGGAAAUAAGUUGGUUUUCUAAAUAAAUAUUUGCGUUAAUUGUGGGUUCACGAGCACAAACUAAAAUUUUUGUUUUACUUGAAUUUAUAAUUAUUUUCAUUUCUUCCAGAGCUCUCUGAAGGUCGUGCUCUGUUUCUGCUAGUAUUACGAUGUCGUCUGCAAACCGGAUCAUUGGAAUUAAUAUACCACCCACUUUGAUUCCAAUCCCAAGCCUGUUAAGUUUAUCUUUAACUUCCAUAAUACUUUUUCUAUGUAGCAGUUGAAUAAUAAUGGUGAAAGUGGACACCCUUGUCUUACACCUCUACGUAUUUUCGCACUAGCUGACUUAUUAUUUAUUUUAAUUUCUGCGCUUUGAUUUUUGUAGANCGAUAUCUAUAAAUGAUAAGCAUGUUAUUUUAUUUCGAGAUAUUUGUUUUUCUAUUAAGAUCCUAAGUCCUAAAAUUGCCUCUCUAGUUCCCUUUUGUUUUCUGAAUCCAUACUGAUCAUUUCUAAGAUAUUGGUUGGCUUUAUUAAAUAUCCUUCGAUAUAUAAUUUUUAUGAGUAUCUUUGAGGCGUGGGGGAGUAAGCUCAGAGUUCUAAAAUCUGUACAUGAGUCAGCUUUAUUCUUUUUUGGUAAUGUUACAAUUCUGCUGUUGCAAAAGUCCUUCGGUAUUACUCCUGUUUCAUAUAUAUCUUUCAUAAGAUAGUACAUCGCGUCUAUUAUGCUUUCACUAGCGUUUUGUAGUAGUUCUCCGGGGAUUUCAUCUAUUCCCGGGGCUUUUUUAUUUUUCAGAUCUCUAAGACUGGCAUUAAAUUCACUUCUUAGUAGCGGUGCACCAUAAGAACACUCAUCAGUUUCUUCAUUGAUAUCUUGUAACUCAUCCCCUUGAUAUAGUUCUUCCGGGUACUCUCUCCAUCGGUUUACCACCUCUCUUGUAUCCAAGAGCAAUUUACCAUUCUUGUUUUUAAUACUAUUAUUGCGAAUUUUAUUUGUUUUGAGGAAACUUUUAAUGGUUCCAUAGGCUCCAAAUAUUAAUUUGAUUUAAUACAUGGUUAUUUCAAAAAAUUCAAAAUUAAACUAUAAAUACAUUAUAUGUUUGCCAAUAUAUAAUUUGAAUUUCAAAGUCUUAAGUCUUAAGAACAUUAUAGAAUUAAAAGUUAGUAUUAAUAUCUUAAAAUUUAAUUUUCAUGUUCUUUGGCCAACUUAUGACAUAUAUGUUUUUGUAAUAAUUAAUAUCACCCAAUAAAUUAUUUAAUGUAGACGAAUACAACAAUAACCGUAUAUUAUGAAUAAAUUAUAAAAUUACACUAUUAUGAGUAAAAUACAAAUUAGUGAUCAUAGCUGGGAUAUACAUACAUUUUUUUUUAGGUUAUACAUUUUUAUUUUUAUUUUUUAUUUUAUCUAAAUAUGUAAUUUUACAGUUGGUGUUGCUGUAUGUGUAAGCUGAAUAAAAUUUAAAUUAUUUGGAUUAUAUUUUAAUUUAUAAGAACAAAGUGUCAACAAUGAAUAAUUUAAUAAUAAUUUGUUAGGGAUAAUUUUAUUAUAAAUCCCAGUUACAAUAAUUACUAGAGACUGGAUUUAUGUGCUCUUAAAAUCCACAAAAAAACAUUUGAAAAUAUUGAAAAACACUAAAAAAUAUUUAUAUAAGUAAGAAUAAUUGAUGGAUUUAAAAGACCCCUUCUAACGAAUUUAGCUUAUAAAUAAAAUAAAUGUUCUAACAUUACAAAAAUGAUUAAUAAAAAGUAAUUCUUUUUUAUAGUAUGUACAAUUAUAUUUAAAAGAAACUAUUUUGUGUGAAUAAUUUUACUAGUAUUUAGAAAAUUUAAUUUAAUAAGUUAGAUCCAUUAGUGGGGCACGUUUAAACUCUUAUCAUUUUUGUUUUUUUAAAUGUUUGAAAGAGCUUUUUUUAGGGAGUUUUUGAUAUUUUAAAGUGCUUUUUUUGUGGAUUAUAAGAGAAUACAAAUCCAGUCUAACAUUUACAUUAUAUUAUAAUAUUAAGUAUAUAUCUAUCAUAAUAAUUACGCAAAGAAAUUUUCUUGAGGGGGGUGAGUCUAAUUUUAUUUACACACCACAAUGCUUUUGAUGAUGCACUCAAAUUUAAUCAUAAGAAUUGUUUAAAUGCAUCUACUAAACCAAACUGGUAAAAUGAAUACCUAUUUAAUUAUAAAUACAAAGAAACAAAUGAAAAUUGUAUACAUUAUAAACUUAAUACAAUUAUUCAUAAAUAUUAAUAACCAUUUUUUUUUUUAAAGUUUGAAAGAAAAUCAGAGUUUGACCCAUUCUUAUAUAUUAGCUAUAAUAUAUACAAGUUUUGCAAUAAUUUAUAUUGAAAGUUUUACUAAAUGACUAACACUAACAGUAAUUAUAAAUUAUUAUUUAAUAAUAAUACACUGUGCCACUGACUAUAUAUAGUAUGAAAUUAUGAAAUCCAUUACCUUAAAUUAGUUGUGAACAUACUGUAUUGAAAUAAAUAAGUAAAUAUAACCUAUUGAAAUAGCAAAGUAUUCAAAAUAAAUACAUACUAUUUUGAUAUUAACAUAGAAAAGUAAAACGGUUAAAUCAUUACAUUGCAUUUGGUACCUGGCGACAGCUUAUUGUUAGUAAUUAUAUAUUGAUAUACAUAGUUAUAAUUUAUUAAUUUAUGAUUCAUAAAUCCCAAGGACUUAAAAUUUAUAUAUAUAUAUAUAAAUUAUAUUAUAGUUGGGAAAAUAUUGAAAAUUAUUAACCUUAUAAAUAUUAUCCAGUAAUACCAAAUUUCUGUACAAAAGUAAUUAUUUCCAAAUUCGUAUUAAUUUUAUUUUAAUUAAAAAUUGUAUUUGUGCUACUAAUCAUUAAAUCUAAUUUAUUUAUAUAAAUUUAAAAUAUUAACAGGAAAAUGAAGAUAACAUUGAUAUAUUACCAGUUCAAGAAGCACAAAGUCAAGUCCAAAAAUCUAAGCGUAUUACUACCAAAUAUAUGACAAAGUAUGCAUUUGAGCAUUAUAAAAUAAAAAUGUUUUAUUUUAAGAAAUAUAGUAUACUAUGUGUUUUACUUAUUUUAGGUAUGAAAGAGCUAGAGUAUUAGGUACAAGAGCUCUUCAAAUAGCAAUGUGUGCUCCUGUCAUGGUAGAACUUGAAGGUGAAACCGAUCCAUUACAAAUUGCAAUGAAAGAAUUAAAGAAACGUAAAAUACCAAUUGUAAUCAGAAGAUAUUUGCCCGACAACAGUUAUGAAGAUUGGGGUAUUGAUGAACUUAUUAUUGUUGAUCAGUAAACUGAUUUUAAAACUAUUUAACUAUAAGUAAUGGAAAUAAAAUUAUGAGAGUGAAGUAGCACGAAAGCAAUUUUUUAUAAAUAAAAUACAGUAAUUUAAAAGAAU